Molecule: messenger RNA, 3061 nt
Organism: Spodoptera frugiperda (fall armyworm)
Lineage: Eukaryota; Metazoa; Arthropoda; Insecta; Lepidoptera; Noctuidae
Gene: Sap130
Exons: 13
Coding region: 182-2365 (727 amino acids)
Biological process (GO): negative regulation of transcription by RNA polymerase II
Cellular component (GO): Sin3-type complex
Source: RefSeq, a predicted model, not a curated record
UAGUUCCAUCUUUCAUCCACUGUUGCUGUUGUUUGUGUCAUUGAAGAUCCAAUAUUUAUUGAAAUUUUAUUUAUAAGUUUCUAUUGCACUGCACACAUAAACUUGGUGGUAACCAUCAGGAACAUCAAUUUAGCGCUUAACAAUUAUUAUAUAAUGAACAUUUGAUGUACCUAGUGUCAAAAUGAGUAACAAUUUGGAUAAUGAUAGGUCACUUAGUAGCAAAAUGCAUCCAAUAGAUUUAGCGCCUCAAAAAAUAACUAUAGUGAAAAGUGUGAGUAGUGUUUCUAGUUCAGAUAUGAAAAUGACACAUCUGAUUCCGGGUCAAGCUAAAACAACAGGUUCAAGUCAAAUAAUAGCUCAUGCUAGCCCCGGAACGGGAAUGAUGCGGUCAGGGCUUGCACAAAUCAUUGCGUCGAAUGUUGUUUCACAGCCUCAAAUGAUAAUCAGUGGGUCACCUAUUUUACAAGGUGCUCAAAUUGUCAGUCAGGGGUCUCAGCUAAUUGGGCAAGGAUCACAGAUUUCCCAAUCGCAGCUGAUUACAAGUGGUCCCCUUAUAAGUCCUGGGACACAGAUUAUAAGUCAAGGAACUCAGUUGUCUGCACAAGUGUCUAAUGCUAAUACAAGCAAUGUUCAAUCAAGUGUAACCUCAUCUGUGAGUGCAACUCAAGUGUUGAAUGUUGGAAGCCAGCUGGUCAGUGGAACUGGCAACCUGGUGGUGAACUCAUCUGUGCGGACAUUACCUCCUACAGUUAGAGUACUACCUCCAUUGCCUCACCAUAAUAACAGGCCAGCUGUUCUGUCAAGUGUGAAUGUGAGUAGUGCCAGUGGUGUGCUGGUUAGUAAAGGAGUUGGAGUAGGUGUGACAAGCCAUGUGAGCCAUGUACCCCGUGGUCUCGCAGCCGGCGCAUCUCUCGCCGUACGACCAGUCACUCCUGCUUCUAACACCCAAGCAACAGGUGGUGCAUGGUCUGGGGCAUCCCGUGGUCCACGUAGUACACUGGUGUAUGGUCAGAGGGGAGCACGGGCGAGUGCGCCAAGCUCUUCCCCAGCUUCUUCACAACCAACACACUCUACUGUUGUUACCUUACCUACUACAUCUGUACUAACUUCAAGUGGUGUGAUAUCUGCAGCAGGGCGCGGAGCCGCGCCGCGUGCUCCCACGCCGACCCCUGCGACUACCGCGCCAAGACCACUGCCACUACUGCAACGAAACUACCAACCUGCUAAGGUGGUUGGUGUUGCAAGUGUAGGUGUUCGUGGAGUAGUGGGGAACAGUGCUCCGACUCAGUUGUACUACGAAGUACCGCGCGGGUCGCACUCGGCGCACAGCGCGCCGCCCGGGGCGCACGGCCCCCACACGCCGCUGGCCGGACACGUCGGCCCCGCACUGCCGCGCGCACUCGCUCCAUACCUGCACCAAUCGUCAGCGCAGCCCCAGCAGACCCAAGUAACGGUUGUGAAUGCUGUAUCAGCGUCGCCAGAAACCCGCGUCCCGGUGUCCUCCGUCCCAACUCAGGCAGUAUUGCCAAGACCGUCCAUACUUAGGAAAAGAGAUCUCGACGGGUCUCCAAACAAAAACUCUAGUUUUGGUCGGUCAGGCUGGGAGGAUGUACCGGUGGGUGGUUGCGGCGCCGGCUCGGGCGGGUCCACGACCAUCAGCGCGUCAUCUUCUCCCGCGCCUGAUGAUGAGCCAGAACCUCCACGUCCCGACCCUGACCUUAGUCCACGCAAGAAACCUCGGAAACAGAUGUUGAGUAAUGAAGUGAGACAGUGCGAUUAUCAAGGAGAGGAGCCGCCGCCCACUCCACCGCCAGUCUCAUUCAACCCUCCAAAACAUGUGGAAGAUAAACCAAAGUGGAAGAAAAGGAUAAGGAAGGAUGUCCCUGCAGCCAUUAAGGGUCCAUUGUUAAGUUCGAGUUACGUGUGCGGUUGGCGUAGUACUGCGUUGCAUUUCACCCGGCCGUCUGAUGUGCGGCGAAGAGAACCUCGCACUCGGGAUAUCGUUGCGAUAGCCAGCCAGAAACAUGUGCUGACCAGUGCUGAGGGAUGGAAAGUGCAUCAUCUCACUGCGCAAAUGGAUGACUUGAUGUCAUUAGAAUCUGAUGUUGGAGAGCAGUUAGCGGGCCUAUUGCGAGCUCUCGAAACAGCUUCAGGGCGCGCGAUAUCUGCUCUGCAGCCGGGAAUGUCCCAUACGAUACUUGAGUUACUCAAGGGCAACAUUCAAAGAAGUAAAAUAGUAUGUGAAGGAAUACAGGAAGCUCGUGAGGACAUUCUUCGAGUGUUUACACAUAGAAACUUCGUGUCUGAUAUUCUCACCAGACAAGCGGAUAAAAGAUGUUUUAGGAAACAUCGGUCACAGUCGUAGCCGACAGUGGAAUCUCACAUACAAAUAGACAGUAUUUUCUUGUGAUUCUAUAGUCUCAAAUGGACUUAGCCUCACUCAACAUCACUAAACUGUCGUCGGUCGAACAUUUAUAGUGCGGUCAAUUUAGACAUCGGAGGUAAUAAUAGUUUGCAACAUGAUGAAAAUUGGUAGGUUUGUCAAAACACCAUCAUAAAUUGAAUGUAAAAAGGUUUCAUAUCCUCCUUUCCAUCUCCAUCCUCUAUUUCCUCUUCUCCUUUCUCUUGGGUGCAAGUAAAUUACCGCAAUAAUGACAUAACCACACGAAAUUACAUUAAUGAUGGUGUUUUGAACAAUCUUACCAUUUUUCAGCUGGUUGCGAAUGAAUGUAACUUGACUUCUAGUUUUUGGUCUAAUUUGACCGGACUAUUAAUAAAUUGCAUAAUAUUUUUUAUUGUAAAUUAAAUCUAAAAGAGCUGAUAAAAUUUUAUAAAAUAAAGUGAUGCUGGGCAGGGGCUUUAAGUGCAAUAAUAAGGCUUGCACAGGAAUAUUUAAUAAAAUUGAUACUUCCAAGAAUUAUAUUGAGGUUCUAAACUUGUAAAUAGAUUUAAGUGUAUUAUAAGCAAUGAAAAAUAUUUAAGUUGAGAAAAAGAAUGCCUUGAAUGAGUUGUGUUGUUUUGGGACUUAAUUUUGAAAAAUACAUGAUUUAUAAUAAUAUAA